This is a messenger RNA of Helianthus annuus (common sunflower), 2787 nucleotides long. Its product is annotated as receptor-like protein 7. The transcript is spliced from 3 exons. Lineage: Eukaryota; Viridiplantae; Streptophyta; Magnoliopsida; Asterales; Asteraceae. Gene Ontology annotation, molecular function: protein binding. The record is from RefSeq and is a predicted model, not a curated record. The coding region runs from base 1 to 2787 and encodes 928 amino acids.
AUGUUGAUGAGUGCUCUCUCUUAUUCCAAUUCAAAGAGAGCAUGUCUAUUAACAUUUCAUGGUUAUUCAAAGGUUGCUUCAUGGAACCUCAAUAGAUCAGAUGGUGUGAGAAAUUGCUGCUUAUGGGAUGGGGUCGAGUGCGAGUUUGGUCAUGUGAUUGGGCUCAACUUGAGCAACAGCUUUCUUUAUGGCCCCAUCUCUUCCAACAACACUCUCUUCACCCUCAUUCACCUUCGUACACUAAACCUUGCUGAUAACGAUUUCCGUUCCUCUCAAAUUCCUUCUGGAAUAGGACAACUCUCACAGUUAGAAAAUCUGAAUCUGUCAAAUUCUUGGUUCAGUGGGGAGGUCCCAAAACAAAUCUCACAGCCUCAGAAAUUUAGGGUUAACAUUGAUUCUGAGCUACCAGCUUCAAUUGGGAAUCUCACACACUUGAAUAUCUUGGAUUUAAGAAGUUGCGGUUUCAUUGGGACUCUACCUACAUCUGUAAGAAACCUAACACGGCUUACAGUUCUGAGUCUAGAAGGUAACCACAACCUUACCGGCUAUAUCCCCGAGUUUCAUGGUAGUAGUGAACUUAAACAACUGAUUGUGGCUGGAACAAAUUUUCAAGGAUCCAUACCAGAUUCAAUUGGGAAUCUGAGAAACUUGAAUAUCUUGGAUUUAAGAAGCUGCGGUUUCACGGGGACUCUACCUGCAUCUUUAAGCAACCUGGCACAACUUACAGUUUUGAAUCUUAUGGGUAAUAAAUUUACUGGUAUCCUUCCGUCGUCUAUUGGGAAUCUGACUCAACUUCGAGAACUGUUGCUCAUGGAAAAUGGCAUGAGCGGUCAAAUACCGUCCUCUUUUUCGAAUCUGACACAGCUUACACGUCUCAUGCUUUCUCGUAAUAAGUUCACAGGUAGCCUUCCCUCUUUAGAAAGCUUUUCAAACCUUACAUAUUUGUCCCUCUCCUACAAUAAUUUUGAUAGAUGGAAGCUGCCUGAUUGGUUUGGUAAGCUAAACAAGAUCACUGAUUUGAUACUCUAUGAUGUCAACUUGUAUGGUGAAAUUCCAUCAUCGUUUUUUAAUCAGACCCAAAUUGAAAGGUUAUAUCUUUCCAGAAAUCAAUUAAAAGGGGAACUUCCAAGUUCAUUGUUGAAUCUCCAAAAUCUAGAAGAUUGUGAUUUGGAUGGUAACAAUGUCACAAUGGACUUUGAUCUUUUUCUUUCUCUUAAGAAACUUGAAUAUCUUAAUCUAAAUGGAAACAAUAUCACACUUUCAGUCACACAUAACAACACAAAUGAAACUCAACCAAAGUUUAAAAGUUUAACGUUGGCAUCAUGUAACUUGAAAGUCUUUCCUGAAUUUCUACGGUCUCAAAAGCAACUGAAUAUUUUGUACCUUGAUAACAAUAAUAUUGAGGGCCUGAUACCCGGAUGGAUGUGGAACAUUAGCAAGGAAACACUCAGAGAACUUUCGCUUACUGGUAAUCUCCUAAUGGGUUUUGAGCAACAUUCACCGGUUGCUCCUUGGGUUAGUUUACAAACAAUAGACCUGAGUAACAACAUGCUGCAUGGAUCGAUCCCAUUGCCGCCGCCGACCACCGAGAAUUUUCUUAUCUCAGACAAUAUGCUGUCUGGAGAAAUUCCAUCAUCCAUAUGCAACUUAUCAUCUCUCCAGUUGCUAGAUUUGUCCUUCAACAACAUAACUGGCUCGAUUCCUCCUUGCUUGGAGCAAUUAAGUAGUUCUUUGGUAGCAAUGAAUCUUAGAAGCAACAGUUUGCGAGGAACCAUUCCCAACAUAUUCACCAAUGAAUGUAAGCUUAAGAUUAUUGAUUUAAGUUACAAUAAACUAGAGGGGCGGGUACCUAGAUCCUUGGAGUACUGUGACUCACUCCAGAUCCUGGAUAUUGGGCAUAACUUUAUAGAGGAUAUGUUCCCCUUUUGGUUGGGAGCACUUUCAGAGCUACAAGUUCUCAUUCUAAGGUUCAACAAGUUUCAUGGUAUUAUAAGAAUACCAAGUGAAUCCAAAGUCAACUUCCCGAAGUUACGCGUCAUUGACCUCUCAUACAAUUCAUUUUCUGGUGAUUUGCCACAUAAGUAUUUCCAGGAGUGGUUUGCAAUGAAGGAGACCAAGGUGAAUGCAACAUAUAUUGAGGUAGACAACACAGUUCAAGGCUACUUGUCGGAUAUUUCUUGGUUCUCGAUUCAAAUGACUAACAAAGGUGUGGAGUUGGAGUAUGGGGAACUUAUAAACAUCUUUUUUGCGGUUGAUCUUUCAAGUAAUACGUUUAGCGGAAAGAUUCCAGAGUCUAUUAAAACCCUCGGUGGUCUUAAGUUGCUCAACCUCUCGAAUAAUGAACUUUCUGGCAUCAUCCCACCAUCCAUGGGGAAUCUCACAAAUCUUGAAUCAUUGGAUCUUUUAAGUAACAAGCUCUCUGGAAUGAUACCUCAAGAUUUGGUACAACUGAAUUUUCUUGUCGUCUUCAAUGUAUCUAACAAUCACCUCACUGGAACCAUACCACAAGGUAGACAAUUCAAUACCUUUUCGAACAAUUCUUACAUGACAAACCAAGCAUUGUGUGGAUUCCCUUUAUCCAUGAAAUGUGGGGAUUCGGAAGAAUCAAAGCCUCCAAAAGUUUCACUCGAAGAAGACACCGAGUCUAACUUCCCUAGUGGAAUUGACUGGGUCGUUAUACUUAUCGGUGUUGCAACUGGGCUAGUGAUUGGAACUUUUUGUGGGGAUUAUCUAACCACAAAGUGUUACAAGUGGUUUUCUCAAAGAUUCAGAAUGCGAAGAAUGUGA